This is a messenger RNA of Bradysia coprophila, 1553 nucleotides long. RefSeq names its product surface attachment protein BPSS1860-like. Lineage: Eukaryota; Metazoa; Arthropoda; Insecta; Diptera; Sciaridae. The record is from RefSeq and is a predicted model, not a curated record. Gene Ontology annotation, molecular function: protein binding.
UUCGUUUAUACACCACACCGUCACAACACGGACAAACAUUUAUUUGACUCCGAACGAUAGGUCGUGAGUCGUGAUGUUGUGGUACGAAAACGUUGCCUGUUAGUAAUUAGAAUUCAUUUGUUUAGUGUGCAGCAGAUUUCUACGAUUUUUACUGUGACCACCAGUGCUAACAAUUAUGGGUGAAACAACAUCCACACCGAUUAAAACCGUUGCACAUGGACAUUGUUCAUUUAAUGUACGGGAAAACGCAUGGACGAUACCAUUGGCCGGAAAUGCGUUCAUCACCGCAUGCGAUCCUAAUCACACCGAAGUAAUAACCGAUUAUGGUCUGGGCAAUUGGAUGUCACCGGAAACUGUUACGAAUAUCUAUUUUCAUGUGUCCGAAAGCUGUGAAGCACAACUGGCUCUACGACUGAAAGUGCCGUUCGGAACGAGCACCAUCAAAGUUACCCUAAAGUGUGCGGACAACGUGACCCAUCACGAAGUAAUUUUAAAAGAUCUUACGGGAUCUGAGUACCAUACCGUAACAAUCGGAAACUAUCCACUGUGUAAAGUGGGGUACAUGAAACUGGAACUGAAAGGUGUUCACACGACUGGCGGUUUCUUUGCCGACGUUUCGGAUUUGAUGAUUCAAUGUCUGCAUGAGAUUCGGUGCGUUGCAGAUGAUUUUUAUUUUGGACGGAGAGGACCAUCCAUUCAUUUGAAGUAUCAGCUGCCUUGCAAUAAAAAUAUUUCCUAUUUUUACAAUGAAAUCAUUGUACCGCAAGGAGAGGAUGCAAUUGGUGCCUAUUUUUGUGCAGCCGGUUUCGAUGGAGGAUAUUUCGGUAUACAAGUGAAUAGCACGACGGAAAGGAGAAUACUGUUUUCGAUCUGGUCACCGUACAAUACAGACAAUCCUGCGUGUAUCCCUGACGAGUACAAAGUGCGUCUGAGCAGAAAAGGCGACAAUGUCUAUGUGGGUGAAUUCGGCAAUGAAGGAUCGGGCGGGCAAUCCUUUCUGAGAUACAACUGGAAACCGGAAACCAAAUACAAAUUUCUUGUCAAUGCCACACCAUCGCCCAGUGACAGGCACACACAGUUUACCGCUUGGUUCUGGUCACCGGACCAACAUCACUGGAUGUUGAUUGCAAGCUUUGUGCGACCGAUGGACUGUUUAUUUCUGCGAAAUUUGUACUCCUUCUCGGAGAAUUUCCUACCCGAAACGGGUCACAUCUGUCGAAUGGCUCGUUUCGGUAAUCAAUGGAUUCGGGAUUGUCAUCAGAAUUGGCAUGAGAUCACAGCAGCUCAGCUCACGGGUGAUGCUACAUCUGAACGGAAUCGACAAGAUUUUGCCGGCGGUGUUGUUGAGUCGGAUUUUUACUUGAAAAAUUGCGGAUUUUUUAAUGCAACGGUAGAACUGAAUCAAAACUUCGAACGAUGCAGCAAUAACACCGAGCCGUUUAUUGAUUUUCAUACGCUACCGUGAUCUCUUCGUUUCUCGUCGUGCGUACGCAUUCUUAUUAUGUUUUUAGCAUUUUGAUAGCAAAAUAAAAAUUAAUUUCAAAUUCAAUCUA